GUUCAACGCCAACCCCAUUCCCACACAACAGGACAUUUUACUUUCAGGGCCUUUUCGUUUUUCCCCUGCUUUAACGCUUGAAUUGAACCACUUAUCCAUCUCCUCUCUUUCUCUCCUCUGUAUUUCGCUCAAUGAUCCCAGUGUAACAUUUAGAUGCUUGUGUGCUUUAAGCUUCAUAUUUCCAGUUCAGAUCCAAUCAGAACAGGGCUUUAACGGUCGGCCGGGAGGCCAGCAACUGAUCGUUUUUCUUCCUCAACGUGGAUCACCGGAAAUCCAAGAGACUUGCAAUCGGCUGGCAGAAAAUCAGGGAAGGACAGAAUGCCUCAAGAAAGCUACAGCAGCUCAAUGUUCAGCUCGCCAAGCAAGAGCUGGAGAGGAGAAAAUGGCUUGAUCCGCCACAGCAGUGAAGCUCCACAUGCCGAAGAGAUCAUCAAUUACGGCGGAUUAGCACAGAGGAAAGCUGAAGAAGCAGCUGCAAGGAGGUACCAGGCGGCGCAAUGGCUGCGGCAAAUGGACCACGGCGCAUCGGAGACGAUGCCAAAAGAACCGACGGAGGAGGACUUCCGCUUAGCGCUUCGCAAUGGACUCAUUCUCUGCAAUGUUCUUAACAAAGUCAAGCCCGGCGCCAUCCGCAAGGUGGUGGAAACUCCAGUGCUGGAUGUGCAGGCGACGGAGGGUGCUGCGCUGUAUGCUAUUCAGUAUUUUGAGAACGUGAGGAAUUUUCUAGUCGCUGUUGGCAGAAUGAAGCUCCUCACGUUUGAAGCAUCUGAUCUUGAAAAGGGAGGCUCAUCGAGCAAAGUUGUGGAUUGCAUUCUGUGUUUGAGAGGAUAUUAUGAGUGGAAGCAAUCUGGAGGAAUUGGAGUCUGGAAAUAUGGUGGAACAGUGAGAAUUAUGUCCUCUCCCAGAGACCCUCCAUCCUCUGUCGUGAGUAGUGAAAGUGCAGAUGAAUUACUGGAUGAUUUUGAAUCAUCACAAUAUGAACAGCUAUUGGGGUUCCUCCACUUAUAUACUGACUCACAUGAGGAUUCUAGAGCAGCCAAUAUACUCACGUUCAUGUUCGAUUAUUUUAGUCUCGGUCUUCUGCAAGCUUAUCUGACAGAAACAAAUGGAUUUGAUGACUUGGCUUUAAGUCCAAUGGCCAUUGAUAUGGUGGUGAGGAAGGUUGUUAAGGAUUUUUCUGGGCUGCUGGCUUCCCAAGGCAAUCAGCUUGGUUUAUUUCUGAAGAAAGUUCUGAAUACCGAUUCCUCUCCUCAAACAAAAUCUCAAUUCCUCGAAGCAAUAUCAAAGUACCUUAGCAAAAGGAUGAGUCUUGUAUCAAGAGAUAUUUCCAAUUUCUGCAUUUGUGGUGGAAAAGGCCAAGGAACAUGGCAUUUGAAUAACUCCAAUUGUAGUGUAGAACUGCUUGAUCUGCAGCAGAAACAGUUAGAGGAUUUAAAAGCUCUUUUACGAGAGACAAAGCAAGAAGUUAACCAGAUUCAAUUAGGAUGGGAGAAAGAACUUCUUUGGCUGGGCCACCACAUCAAAGGCCUUGAGGUGGCAGCUUCUUCAUUUCACAAAGUUUUGGAAGAAAACCGUGUGCUUUUCAAUCAAGUCCAAGACCUGAAAGGGACAAUCAGGGUUUACUGUAGGGUAAGGCCGUUCCUUUCAGGACAAUCUAAUGGACAGUCAACAGUGGAUUAUAUUGGAGAAAAUGGAAAUAUCAUGAUCGUCAAUCCACAGAAGCAGGGUAAAGAUGCAAGGAGGGUUUUCUCAUUCAAUAAAGUUUUCGGGAUGAAUGUGACACAGUAUCAAAUAUAUGCAGAAACUCAACCGUUGGUCCGAUCUGUUCUUGAUGGUUAUAAUGUUUGUAUAUUUGCCUAUGGUCAGACUGGCUCUGGGAAGACCUACACAAUGAGUGGUCCGAACUUGACGACAGAGGAGACAUGGGGAGUGAAUUACCGUGCUCUACGUGACCUGUUUCACAUUUCAAAGGCCAGAAUGGACCUCAUAGAAUAUGAAGUUGGAGUCCAAAUGGUUGAAAUAUACAAUGAACAAGUGAGAGAUUUGUUGGUCACUGACGGAAGCAAUAGAAGAUUAGAUAUUCGAAACAACUCUCAGCUCAAUGGUCUUAAUGUUCCUGAUGCAAGUUUGAUUCCUGUUAAAUGUACUGAAGAUGUUCUUGAUUUGAUGAGAGUUGGACAAAGAAAUCGUGCAGUGGGUGCCACAGCUUUGAAUGAGCGGAGCAGCCGAUCCCAUAGCAUUUUGACAGUCCAUGUCCGAGGCUCCAUCUUAAAGGGUUGCCUUCACUUAGUAGAUCUAGCUGGCAGCGAGAGAGUGGAUAGAUCUGAAGCUGUAGGUGAGAGAUUAAAAGAAGCUCAACAUAUCAACAGAUCGCUCUCUGCCCUUGGAGAUGUCAUUGCUGCCCUGGCGCAAAAGAGUUCUUAUGUUCCUUACAGAAACAGCAAACUCACGCAAGUAUUACAAGAUUCUUUAGGGGGUCAUGCUAAGACAUUGAUGUUUGUGCAUAUAAACCCAGAGGUUAAUGCUCUGGGAGAGACAAUUAGCACCUUGAAAUUUGCUGAAAGAGUUGCUACAAUAGACCUGGGGACAGCCCAAUCUAAUAAAGAAACCAGUGAAAUUAGAGACUGUAAAGAGGAGAUCGCAAACCUGAAGACAAUUUUAGAGAGAAAGGAAGCUGAAUUGGAGCAGUUGAAAAGUCGCACAAAUGUUCGAGGUGCAGCAUCACCUCUUCGGAUGCCAAAAUAUAACAAUGCCAGUUCAAAGCCUGAGAUGAAUGAGAAACAUGUAGACACCCAAAAUACAGAGGUGAGAAGCUGUUCUGCAGGUAAGCAGAGAAGAUCUCGGUUUCCCUCUCUCACAGACAAGGAUGUCAUGCCAAAAAUGCCCCUGCUAGGUGAGGAAAGAUCAAUAGGCUCCAUUAAGCCAAGAUCUCCUUCACCUCCAGUUCGGAGAUCAACAUCCACUGACAGAGGCACCAUUGUGAAAACAAGAAUAAAGUCUGACGCACUUGAAAAUCCACUAGUCAUAAGAGCACCAUUUCCAUCUAGUGUUUCUGUCAAUAAACCUGUUGCCAAUUUUCCAGCAACUGUACCAUCAACGAUGAACCCACGUCUGAAUCGAGGUUCACAAGAUCCACCUUUUCCAGAUGUUUUGAACAGCCUCCACAGGGUCACACUUCGUAAAGCUCAUCCAGGAAAUGAAGACGAGCAAUUUAAGCAAGCACUGAAUAUUCAGCAAUACGGACUCAGAAAAACUAAACCAGACAGUAAGGUCAAGACUAAACAUGAGUCAUCAGCUAAAAUUCAGAAGUCUAGUGGUGCAGAGAGACUGCUCUCUUAUAUGGACAGUGGUAAAGCAUUUGAGGAGCCUCAAAAACCAGAUAAUUCAGAUCCUGAAAUUGAACAUGGACCUAUUCGCACGCCAGUAUAUAGCGCCACUCAGGAGAAGAAUCUUCAUAGGAAUUCUCAAGCUGUAGAACCAAGGUAUUACAGAACUACUUGCUUUACAAACUAAGCUUUGAUUUUCUCG
Molecule: messenger RNA, 3528 nt
Organism: Sesamum indicum (sesame)
Lineage: Eukaryota; Viridiplantae; Streptophyta; Magnoliopsida; Lamiales; Pedaliaceae
Source: RefSeq, a predicted model, not a curated record